Doryrhamphus excisus (bluestripe pipefish) is the source of this 3007-nucleotide messenger RNA. RefSeq names its product glycerate kinase (gene glyctk). Gene Ontology annotation, cellular component: cytoplasm. Gene Ontology annotation, molecular function: glycerate kinase activity. Gene Ontology annotation, biological process: protein phosphorylation. The record is from RefSeq and is a predicted model, not a curated record. NCBI's taxonomy places the organism in Eukaryota, Metazoa, Chordata, Actinopteri, Syngnathiformes, Syngnathidae.
ACUUUUCUUACUAAAAAGUUGGCAACAGCCGUAGUGUUCUGUACAUACAUAGCCGUCGGCGACAGCUGGAAGCUCCUUAUCUCGGCGUUGUUUACGUUUCUGCGCAACCUCUUGGCCGUCCUUGUCAUAGCUUAGGCUAACAACUUUGCAGCAAUGCAGUGUGAAGAAUGAAAAGAAAGGGAGUGCCACUGCGGCGCUAGCAAUGUGGCAAUUCCAUUAAGCGUCGAUGGCACGUCUUCUUUCUCUGUUCCGGCCUCAAGUGUUUGUGGCUGUGCUCGGAAGGAGAAACAUGUCACUGGACUAUGGAGCACGCGAGGUGUUCAUGGCGGCGGUUGAGGCCGUGCAGCCCGACGUGGUGGUCCGGCAGGCUUUGCAGCGUAAAAACAACUCGGUCAUCAUCGGAGGCCGGAAAUUCCUACUCCAAAACAACGUACGCGUGGUGGGCUUUGGCAAAGCCGUGCUAGGUAUGGCUACUGAGGCAGAGAGGAUUGUGGGAGAUCACCUGGUGGGAGGAGUCAUCAGCGUACCGCACGGCAUCCAGGAGACCUUAAGGCAGCAUGGCAAAGAGCAGCUGCUGUUAAAAGAAAGCAGCCGCAUCAGAGUCAUGGAGGGCGCUCAACACAACCUGCCUGACAGUGACUCCAUGAAGGCGGCCGAGUGCAUCGCUCAGUUGACGAGUACCCUCACAGACAAAGACCUGCUGCUUGUUCUCAUCUCAGGUGGGGGUUCUGCAUUGUUACCCGCACCCAUCCCUCCAAUAACACUGCCAGAGAAAUUGAACAUCACUCGGAAACUGGCGGCGGCGGGUGCCACCAUUCAGGAGUUAAACACGGUGCGGCGCAGCCUCUCUGUGUUAAAAGGUGGAGGGCUCGCAAAGUGUGCUCAUCCUGCUCAGGUGGUUGCAUUGAUACUGUCUGAUGUGAUUGGUGACCCACUGGACCUGAUAGCGAGCGGCCCCACAGUGGAGGGUCAGGUGUGGCGUGAGGAUGUGCUGGCUGUUCUUGAGCGCUACAAGCUGCUAGACUCUGCACCCGCUUCUGUGAAGGAUGUGCUUGGGAGACUGCAUCCGCGACAGGAAGUUGAAGAAGACAAGGCGGGGCAUGUGCUCAACGCUGUGAUCGGCUCAAACAGCAUCGCCCUCCAGCGUGCGGGUCACCGUGCACAGGAAUUGGGUUUCAAUCCCGUUGUGUUGUCACCAGGAGUGUGUGGCGAUGUGCGGUCGGUGUCUCAUCUUUACGGCCUCCUGGCACGUUUCGCCUGUUCCCAUGAGGAACCUCCGUCUGAGAUUGCAGCAAAGGUGCUGAAGCUCGGGCCCAAGGUGGGCGUGGAGAACGCAGACCUGCAUCGCACCAUGCAGAGCUUGGAGGAGGCCCGUUCGCAGGGAGGGAUCACAUGCGUGUUGGCGGGAGGGGAGCCCACCGUGGAGCUGACAGGUAAAGGGCGUGGAGGUCGGAACCAGGAGCUGGUGAUGAGAGUGGGACUGGAACUGAGAGGUUUGCAGCUCCCGCCUCACGGUCCUGUCUUCCUGAGCGGCGGAACGGACGGUCAGGAUGGACCCACGGAGGCGGCGGGGGCUGUCACAGAUGGAGGGCUGCACAAAGAAGCCCAAAGACAAGACCUGGACAUCUCCAGCUUCCUUCAUAACAACGAUUCCUUCACUUUUUUUAAACGCCUCUCUGGAGGGCACAACUUACUUGUACCAGGAUUAACCUGCACCAACGUCAUGGAUGUGCACGUCCUGAUUAUUCCACCAAGUAAAACACAUUGACGUUAAUUCAUUUCACAACACAAACAUUAACUACUUGAUUUCAUCAUCCUUUUUUGCAUCCAUAAAAGUGUUUAACUUAUCUUCAGUAUUGAAACCAGACACUUUAAAAUGAAAGUGAAGUUUUCCAUAAGCUCCCAUGAUAGAUCUGCUUUUUCGCAUUCAUAUUUUUAUUGGUUGUUGUGAAGUCACAACUAAUUCAUUCUAUUAUGAAGCGACUUUAUCAUGCUGAACUCGAAAUAUGACAAUGACAUGACGACUAUAUGAAGGAAUAUAUACUAUAGAAAUAAUGUAUAUGUUACUUCAGUAGUUUCUGAAUAAGUAGUAAUUAUGUGAUUACUAAGAAUUGCACUGUUAUUUUGGAAAAUGAACAUUUUAAAAACUUCGAGAAUUUCAUGUUUUUGAUAUAGGCUGCACGGUGGACGAGUGGUUAGCGCUGAUAGUGUUUUAGGUAUUUUCAUUCAAACAUUUCAUUAAAGAAACAAUCAUUUCUAAAUGUUCGUAAAUGUCUCAGUGUCACUCACAAUGCCUAAACUACUCCCUAGUAAUGCUACUUUAUAGUACUAGUACUGUGUUUUGAAACGUUAACGCUAGGUUAUAAUCAUGCCUCACACAUGUAUUGUUGAUCCCGACCUGCCUAGCACACAGCAACAUUUAUUCUCUGCCUGUGGGAAUGGGGCGCUAGUUCCGAUCAAUGGGUCUGAAAUCAAUGCGCCUUGGAAAGAUGUUCUGGUAUUGUUUAAAUCAUCAAAAUACGGCAAGAUACUGUAAGUGUGACAUGUUAUCAUUAAUGUACUUGUUCUUGCUUGAUCACAGAAUGUAUAUAAAAUGAUUACAUUUUGUUAAGAGUUUUUUUUUGUUUUGUUUUUUUUUUAGACGGCUAUGCAGUCCCAAUUACGUGCAUUGCUAGCUACCUCAUAUUAACUCAGUUUUAUAGCAUUAUAAUGCACAGAAAAGGGAAAGAAAUAUGUGUUCCUGUUUCACAUAAGGAUUGUGAAUACAAAAAAUGCAGUUCCCCUUUAAAAGCCUCCAAUUUUCCCAAAAAUUGAUAAUGUGCCUUAUAAUUUUUAUUAAUUUUCUAUACCGCUUAUCCUCACUAGGGUCGUGGGAUAUGCUGGAGCCUAUCCCAGCUGACUUCGGACGAGAGAUGCGGAUAUUACAAUAUUGUGAAUAAAGGUCAUUUGUGUUUACGCUGUUCUACAUAAUGGUUCAGACUUAAAUGCCACAUCCGUAAAAGGAUCA